Helianthus annuus (common sunflower) is the source of this 3724-nucleotide messenger RNA. RefSeq names its product phospholipase D zeta 1. NCBI's taxonomy places the organism in Eukaryota, Viridiplantae, Streptophyta, Magnoliopsida, Asterales, Asteraceae. Gene Ontology annotation, molecular function: D-type glycerophospholipase activity. Gene Ontology annotation, cellular component: plasma membrane. The record is from RefSeq and is a predicted model, not a curated record. The transcript has 20 exons. Gene Ontology annotation, biological process: phospholipid catabolic process; intracellular signal transduction; phosphatidic acid biosynthetic process. The coding region runs from base 301 to 3516 and encodes 1071 amino acids.
AUUUAUAUCAUGAAAAACUCAUAAUACAACACUCUUUAAUAGUUUAACUUCACAAAUAACCCCCAUACUAUUGACACACGUCAAAUCUCCCCCCUUCCCCUGUAACGUCCACUGUAAAACCUCACAAAUUCAGGCUUCCAAGCAAACAUUUCCGUACCAAUUUUGACUUUCCAUUUCCAUUUCGUACCAAUUUUGACUUCACAGCCUUCAAAACUAGGUCAAAAUUGGGCUUCGGAACCAGCUUCACCGGCGAUUAUCUGACCGGCGGUGAUGCUGUAAUAACCGGAAUACAAUUAAUAAAUGUCGACGGAGCGGUUAAUUCCGAGCGGUUAUUUGCAAUCGCACAACGGCUCUCAGUUUCGCCGUUGUUCGUCUUUUUGUUCGGAACAUAACCGAAUCUUCGAUGAAUUACCUAAGGCUACCAUUUUAUCGGUUUCUCGACCCGACGUUAGUGAUAUUGGACCGUUGCUUCUGUCUUACACGAUUCAGAUCGAGUAUAAACAGUUCAAGUGGUGCUUGCUAAAGAAGGCGUCACAAGUUAUCUACUUACACUUUGCGUUAAAGAAACGUGCGAUAGUUGAGGAAAUUCAUGAGAAGCAAGGACAGGUUAAAGAUUGGCUCCAACACAUAGGAAUAGGAGAUCAAACAUCAGUAGUGCAUGAUCAUGAUGAACCUGACGAUGGAGCUAUUCCUGUGCAUAAUGAUGAUAGCGUUAAAAAGAGAUCUGUCCCAACGAGGGCUGCUCUAUCAAUUAUCAGGCCAUCAAUCGGGAGGUCAACGGUUUCUGAGAAAGCAAAAGUUGCAAUGCAGAAUUAUCUUAAUCACUUCCUUGGAAACAUAGAUAUUGUGAAUUCUCGUGAGGUCUGCCAAUUUCUGGAGGUCUCUAAGUUAUCAUUUUCUCCAGAGUACGGUCCAAAGUUGAAAGAGGACUACGUUUUGGUUCAACAUUUAAAUCAUAUUCAAAGAGAUGAUGCAAAUGUAGGAUGUUUCAUGUGUUGUUGCAGGAAUAAUUGGCAAAAGGUUUGGGCAGUAUUAAAGCCUGGAUUUUUGGCGUUACUAAAAGAUCCUUUUGACACGAAGCUCUUAGAUAUCAUUGUUUUUGAUGUGCUACCGCCUUCAGAUGGAGAUAAAAAGGAUCAAGUGCUUUUGGCAGCGGAAGUAAAGGAAAGAAAUCCCCUGCGUUAUGCAUUCAAGGUUACGUGUGGGAAUCGAAGUACAAAGAUAAGAAGUACAAGUAGUGCAAAAGUCAGAGAUUGGAUAUCCGCCAUUUACAAUGCAAGUCAAAAACCAACUGCAGGUUGGUGCAAUCCACAUCGUUUUGGUUCGUUUGCUCCUCAAAGGGGUUUGACUGAUGACGGUAGUCAAGCUCAAUGGUUCGUAGAUGGACAAGUGGCAUUUGAAGCAAUUGCUUUAGCAAUAGCAAAUGCAAAAUCAGAGAUCUAUGUUACGGGAUGGUGGCUCUGCCCAGAGCUAUAUUUAAAGCGUCCAUUUCAUGCAAAUGGUGCUUCUCGUCUUGAUGCGCUAUUUGAAGCUAAAGCCAAGGAAGGUGUGAAGAUAUACAUUCUUCUCUAUAAGGAGGUAGCAAUUGCUUUAAAAAUAAAUAGUUUAUACAGUCAGAAAAAGCUUCUUCAGAUUCACGAGAAUGUGAAAGUGUUGCGCUAUCCUGACCACUUUGCUGCCGGCAUCUACUUGUGGUCACACCAUGAAAAAAUAGUAGUUGUUGAUCACCAAAUUUGCUUUCUAGGGGGAUUGGAUUUAUGCUUUGGUCGGUAUGACACUAUUGAACACAAUGUCGGUGAUCGUCCCCCUUUCAUAUGGCCUGGAAAAGACUAUUAUAACCCCAGGGAAUCUGAACCGAAUUCUUGGGUAGACACGAUGGCUGAUGAAUUAGACCGCAGAAAGUAUCCUCGAAUGCCAUGGCAUGAUGUUCACUGUGCUCUUUGGGGACCUCCUUGUCGAGAUGUAGCACGUCACUUUGUCCAACGCUGGAAUCAUGCUAAGAGAAACAAAGCACCAAACGAACAAACGAUACCACUACUAAUGCCACAGCAACACAUGGUUCUUCCGCACUACAUGGGAAGAAGCGAGGAGUUAGACAUUGGAAGUAAGCCUAUCGAUGGAAACCCGACAGGCAUGACACAGGAUUCAUUUUCCUAUGAGUCAUCUUCACAAGAUAUACAGUUCCUUUUACCUCAAGAAGCUGAUGACGUAUACUCUGAAAAUGUCAAUAAUAAGUUGAAUGAGCUGGAUCUGAGAAACCAUCUUGAUCAGUCACAUGAUGAACAUGUAAACCAUGCUAUGCAAACAGCAGAUUCAGCAGUUGAUUUUGAUUUGUUGGACCCUAAGUGUGAAAAUAGCAUGGGGACAACUAGUAUUGGAUCUGACAUGUCGGAUGAGGGGUGUGAGAGUCAAGAGGUUUCUACAAGUGAUAUUUCGCAAAUCGGUCCCCGUACUUCUUGCUCUUGCCAGGUUAUCAGAAGUGUCUGCCAGUGGUCUGGUGGAACGAGUCAAACAGAAGACAGCAUUCAUAAAGCGUAUUGUUCUCUUAUUGAAAAUGCAGAAAAGUUCAUAUACAUCGAGAAUCAGUUUUUCAUUUCUGGCCUCUCAGAUGACGAUGUCAUACAAAAUCGUGUAUUGGAAGCUUUAUACAGACGUAUCCUGCGUGCGCAUAAAGAGGAAACGUGCUUUAGAGUUAUCAUCGUCAUACCACUCUUACCAGGAUUCCAGGGGCGUCUAGAUGAUGGUGGGGCUGCAACAGUGAGAGCUAUAAUGCAUUGGCAGUACCGAACCAUUUCCAGAGGACACAACUCGAUACUACACAAUCUCAAUGCACUUCUUGGUCCUAAAACAGAGGAUUAUAUAUCAUUUUAUGGCCUCAGGACGUAUGGCAGACUUGGUGAUGAUGGUCCCAUUGUUACAAGUCAGGUGUAUGUGCAUAGUAAAGUGAUGAUUGUGGAUGACCGUAUCACGUUAAUUGGAUCAUCCAACAUAAAUGACAGGAGUUUGCUUGGGCAUAGGGAUUCUGAGAUUGGGGUUCUUAUUGAAGAUAGAGAAUUUACCGAAUCAAUGAUGAAUGGAGAAUCUUGGAGUGCCGGGAAAUUCGCUAAUAGUCUCCGGCUUUCUCUAUGGUCUGAACAUCUUGGUCUUCACAGUGAAGAGAUAAGUUGUAUUAGAGACCCCGUAGCUGACAGCACAUACAAAGAUUUGUGGUUAGCAACUGCAAAGGAAAACUCCCAAAUUUAUCAGGAUGUGUUUUCUUGCAUCCCCAAUGAUUCUAUACACUCCAGAUAUGCUUUCCGACAAAGUAUGAAUUCUUGGAAAGAGAAAUUUGGGCAUACAACCAUUGAUUUAGGCGUAGCUCCUGAGAAGCUUGAGGGGAACAUUCCACCAAUGGAGAUGAUGAAAAGAGUAAGAGGGUUUCUUGUUUCGUUUCCGUUACAGUUCAUGUGCUAUGAAGAUUUAAGACCAAUGUUCAGUGAGACCGAGUUCUAUGCAUCUCCUCAGGUCUUUUAUUAGGUGGCCUCGAUUAGGAAGAAAUGUACAUGAAUCAUAUAGUCUUUACAAAGUCACAGUAAUUGUAAUUUAUAUUUUUAUUUUUCAUUUUUCAUUUUGUGUUAUCAGUGUAGAUCAUUGAUUUUGGGUUGAAAUAAGUGUAAAUGUGAAACUCAUUUGUUGGCACAGCCUAAGAAUAAAAGCAGUCGGUGUACAUAUAUGUUGAUCUUGA